Canis lupus familiaris (dog) is the source of this 5358-nucleotide messenger RNA. It is a transcript of the gene EHF, whose product is annotated as ETS homologous factor. NCBI's taxonomy places the organism in Eukaryota, Metazoa, Chordata, Mammalia, Carnivora, Canidae. Gene Ontology annotation, cellular component: nucleus. The coding region runs from base 172 to 1074 and encodes 300 amino acids. Gene Ontology annotation, molecular function: DNA-binding transcription factor activity, RNA polymerase II-specific; sequence-specific DNA binding. The transcript is spliced from 9 exons. The record is from RefSeq and is a predicted model, not a curated record. Gene Ontology annotation, biological process: cell differentiation; regulation of transcription by RNA polymerase II.
AUUUAAAAUUAUUGUCAUAUGCAUUUAUCUUCACUCUGAUGAGGGCUCAGACGUGAUAACACCCCUGCUUCCCUAUCCCCGUGGGAGCUGGUGUGCGCGCUGCCUGCUGCCUCCCCUCCAUUAGCCAGAGCUAUUGGAUUUCCCACCCAGAAUCUUUAGGUAAAUGAGAUCAUGAUUCUGGAAGGAAGCGGUGUAAUGAAUCUCAACCCCAGCAACAACCUCCUUCACCAGCAGCCAGCCUGGACAGACGGCUACUCCACGUGCAGUGUCUCCAGCGGGUUCUUCGGAGGCCAGUGGCAUGAAAUCCAUCCUCAGUACUGGACCAAGUACCAGGUGUGGGAGUGGCUCCAGCACCUCCUGGACACCAACCAGCUGGAUGCCAGCUGCAUCCCUUUCCAGGAGUUCGAUGUCAACGGCGAGCACCUCUGCAGCAUGAGUUUGCAGGAGUUCACCCGGGCGGCGGGGACGGCAGGGCAGCUCCUCUACAGCAACCUGCAGCACCUCAAGUGGAACGGCCAGUGCAGCAGCGACCUGUUCCAGUCCACGCACAACGUCAUUGUCAAGACGGAACAAAGUGACCCUUCCAUCAUGAACACCUGGAAAGAAGAGAACUACUUAUAUGACACCAACUAUGGUAGCACAGUAGAUUUGUUGGACAGCAAGACUUUCUGCCGGGCCCAGAUCUCCAUGACAAGCACGGGUCACCUUCCUGUGGCAGAGUCACCUGAGAUGAAAAAGGAGCAAGAGCACCCUGCAAAAUCCCACACCAAAAAGCAUAAUCCACGAGGAACUCACUUGUGGGAAUUUAUCCGCGACAUCCUCCUGAACCCAGACAAGAACCCAGGGUUAAUCAAGUGGGAAGACCGGUCUGAGGGCAUCUUCAGGUUCUUGAAAUCAGAGGCUGUGGCUCAGCUAUGGGGCAAAAAGAAAAACAACAACAGCAUGACCUAUGAAAAACUCAGCCGGGCGAUGAGAUAUUACUACAAAAGGGAAAUUCUGGAACGUGUAGAUGGACGAAGGCUGGUAUAUAAAUUUGGGAAGAAUGCACGUGGCUGGCGAGAAAAUGAAAACUGAACCUGCCAACCCUUUGAACAUGAACCAAAACAUUCCCCAAAUGAUAGCAAGUCAAGAACUCCUGGACAUAAGUAUCCCCAGGACUACUUUUCUCUGAUAUUUAUGUACCUUGAGAGGGAAAAACAUCCACUUCUAAUGGGAAGAAGGAACACUACAGUUGAUGAAAUUAUUUUGUUACUUUGAAGUAUGUUCUAUAUGGGGAACAAACGUACACAGUUUUCUGUGAAAUAUGAUGCUGUACGUGGUCAUGAUUUGUUUUUGCCUCUAUUGUGAAGUUCCUUUCCACAGCAAGAAGAGCAGGAUUCGUAGCCUUGUGCUUCUUGCUAAAAGAAAGAAAAAAAAAUUAGAGGGCAUUAAAUGUUUUUAUAUGCAAAAUGAUUAGGAAAAGGUGAUGUGUCCUCUGCGCAUGAGCGUUCACGUGGCCUCAUCAAGACAGGUGGGUUUGGUUGCUAGGAUGAACUCAAGGUCUGAGAUUGAUAGGAUGAACCCGAGGAUGCUGGGAAGUUUAACCUGACCUUUGGGAGCUGGUGAGUGGAGCAUGAAGACUUCCAAAAUCCAAGUGGACUAUAAUCACUGCAUAAUCACAAUGACUUGCAAUGCUUAAAUCAGCAAGAAUAAUGGUGAGGGCUUUCUACUCAUUCAAGAAUGAUUUACCUGAUGCCAAGGCUGUCUCUCUCCUUCCCUCUUCAAUGGUUGGGGGAAAAAAAACUUCAAUUGCCAUCUCUGCUCACUUAUAGGUAUUUAAGAGAGGGUCUAGCCUUGGUUGUUUUUAUCCCAAUUGUACCAAAAUAAAUGGGAAGAAGGAGGCGGUGAUGAGUUUGCUCUUGUAUUCCUAUUGCCCAUGUAAUUAUUUGUUGUGCAUUAUUUGGCGGUCUUGUGCAUUGUAGGAUGUUUAGCAUUAUCCAUGACCUUUACUUAUGGGAUGCCAGUUGCACUCUCGUCCCCAAAGUUGUGACAUUUUCAGACACUGUCAGAUAUCCAUUGAGAGGCAAAGUUGUCCUUGACUGAGAACCCCUGAGGUAGUCCCUCAAGAUGAAGAUGGUGAUUUGCUCUCGUAACAAAAAUACGUGUAGAUCUUUUAGUCCCUAGAGUGAAGUAAAAGCAAGAUUUCAAAGUCAACCGAUUUUUAAGUUUUAAAAUGUUAGGAACAAUGGGAAUUUCAGAAAUGGGACAUCUAGAGGGAAUUUUCAGGAGACCAGAUAAAAGCCAAAGUCAGAGAAGUUAAGCAUAGUAACAUAGCAAGAACUAUAAUAGAAGGCGUUUCACUAGAAUGACAAAGCAGAGUAAAAAAUACAUUGCAAAAGGAAAUGCUGAGAAAAGAAUGAGAGAGAGACAGAGAGACAGAGAGACUGUGUGUGCUCCAGGGAAAAUGUUUGCAGAUGUUAAUUCUUAAAGGCUUUCCUCUUUUGAAUAAUCUCUUUCCUGUCUUAUCUAGACUCUCCAAAGUGAAUGGUGUAUUACCUAGAUUUGUGUCCCGAGGAUAUAUAUUUUUUUUUUUUUCUAAGACAGAAAAGAAAGUAAGAUGGAAGAGGAACAGAGAGCUUAGCUCAGGGGCUAUGAUCAGUAAGAAGUUGGGGAUUUCUUCAGUGGAAUGGAAUUGUUCUGGGGUACCUGGAGAUAUCGCUGGACCCUGUAGUCUGGGAGGAACGGGAGCCUGUAGACACUUUGAAAAUGAGUUUAAAUACCCAGAUUCCUUUUGCACUUUUUUUGGCUCCCCUUAUCCUAGCUUUCUCCCCUCUUUUUGCCCCUGUAUCUUUUGAGUAAUAAUAUGGGGAUAAGGACAACUAAUCUCAUUGACUAAUGGAGCACCUACCCUGGUGUCUUAGCCAGUGAAGGAGGGCGAUUCAUAGUCAAAGGUUGGAAAGUGUCUGUAAUGUAUUCAGGAAGUUGGAAGUAGGAAUUAAGAAUUGUCCUGGUUAUAAUGAGAACCGUUAUGGAUGGUGACCUUGGGGCGCCAAUGUACUGAGAUGAUCUUCUGAAGGUAUAACUAAGUCAUUUUUAUUUCUGCCUGGCCUGGUCACCGCCACAUAGGUAUUGUUUAGUGUCGUCAAGUAACAGUUACUGAGGGAACUGAGAGAAAUAACAACGAGCAACACAGACCUGAGACAUGCCUGCAUAAAAGACACACCUUGCUUUCCAAGCAGAGCUGAAGAACUCUGAGGCUUUCCCAGCGUUUUAUUAUGUUUCACCCAGAACAAAUUAAACAUCCAAAUAUCCGAAUUGGUGCAAAUGCAUGAAUGUUUGCAUGUCUGUGUGCAUCUGCAUUGUGUGGAGUUUUUAGGGACACCUGCUGAUUCGCUCCUGCUCUUUCUUCCCCGGCUUUUCCUUUUCAUCAUCUAAGGGGCCUAGAUCCUGCCCUGAGUUCACCCACUUCCAAACCUGCAAGUUUCUCAUAGUCCUCCAAACUGGCCUUGGCUCUUUUUGCACCCUCCCCAUGGAAGAGCAAUUUCUGCUAGGUAGUAAGUAAAUCUGGGGAGUACCGAUUGGAACAGCUCUGCAGAUAAUUAACAGAUUGUGCUAUUUGUUGAAAGUGACGGUUUCUUGGCACCCAGUUCCUGCUUAAAUAGGCUAGAGUAUUAAGUUUUCAGCAUAUCUCUCUAUUGUCUUGGCUUGAGUUGAUGCAUUUUCUAUGUGCUGUUCGUGACUUGGAGAACCCUAGGUAACUGAGCCAUGCCAACUUGGGGUGUGAACAGAAUACUUCCCACCACGGUGUUGCAAGGGAGAGCAAAAUCCCAGAGAUAAGCCAGCAUCAGGUGAAGCCCCCCUUCUCAUGGAGACUCACAGCUUCUCACUCAAGAAGCUUAUCUGUGCUGGUUGCUCACAUGGUCUCUACACCUGGUCUCCUUGAGCUCUUAAGGGUGAGGCUUUAAUUUGCCAUUUUCAUGGGAAUCUGAGGCAGGAAAUGUGUUGCUAAGACUUUGCCAGACUCACACCAAUCUGAGGCUCCUGGAUGUUUGACUUGACGAAAUUGGAACAAGGCCCUGGAUGCCAGAGACAUACACCUAUAGCUUCUUGAACUUGCCUUCUGAACAGGGCAGACCAGGUGAUGAGUUUUUCUUUGAACAUGCUGGUCCUUCUUCAAAGUUAUUGCCUUGCUAGACUAUAAGCUCUUUGAAGGCAGGGACCAUAUCUUAUCCAUAUUAGUUUCCCAGCACCUAGCAUGGGCUAGGUCCUUGGUAAAUAUUGUUGACUAAUGAAUGAAUGUCUUCUGGAAGCCUUCUUCAUAUCCAUAAUUAAGAUGUAGAUCAUUUCUUCAUUGGAAUAAGAGCACAAUGGCCAAAACGUCAAGGACAUAUUAUCUAUUAUAUGAGGAUUCUAUUGUGAGACUUUUUCCUUUUCCUUCCUACUUGUCCUGAAAUGAAACCAGACAGGUUGUUUGGUUCUACAAGCCAAUAUAUGUUGGAUGAGAAUUCUGUUGCCUAAAUGGGAGCUGUGAGAUUUAUCUGGUACAAGAAGCCAGUGAUGGAACUUUGACCUGUUUUAACCAAUGAAGGUUAUGAAUGUGUUUAUAUGAUGUAAAUUGCUAUUUAAGUGUAAAGCAGUUCUAAGUUUUAGUAUUUUGGGGUUGAUUUAUAUACAUAUUUGUCUUUCUGGAAAAAAAAAGGGUUCUUUUGAUAAGGUUAAUCAUGCACAUUAGAUCUUAAUUUUGCAAGUGUGCUGUUUUUCAAAUGUAUGAAAUAGAAGGAAAGGUAAAAUAGUAAGAGGGAAAGGCAGUUAUAUAUCUUCUUUUAUCGUUAAAAAAAGCAUUUGUUGAGUGCCUACUGUGCCUACUCCACAGCAUGGAGCCAUAUAUGUGAGGAGCUUCUUUAAUUAUACAGAAUGUAAGAGAUGUUCCACGCGACCCUAAUGCAUGGACACAUACGGUAUGAAAGAAGGAACAGCACAGCAGUCACGAUAUCAGAACUGAAUUAACCUCAGCAUUGGUUCUCAGGAUUCCUUUUCUGGAAUAGAAGCUAGAGCACUUAAUAAAAACCCACUGAGACUGUGCCUUAGGAACCACUGAAAUGUAUGAGCCUUCACAAGUUUAGCCUAACUGGGAUUAAUCUUUCUGUAGCUAUCUACAUAAUCCUUGCUUUUCUUCCCACUUGGCUUCUGGGUCAACAGAAUUUGUGGGAAACAAUCCUACUGCCACUAUUUUUUUUUUUAAUCUGAAAUCUUACCCUUUAUGUGAAAUUCAAACUAUUUUGUUUUGUGAAAGAAUUAUAUUUUUCAAAGUAUGGGUUUUUUUUGUUUGUUUGUUUGAUGGGUCCCAGGACACACUAAUAAAAACCCUAGAGACCAGGC